UGGGUGGGCGAGGAUGAAAAUACACAAGCCUGAAUCUUUCAAACACAUCGUCCGGCUCUCUCCACGUACGCGACCAUGACUAACCUCUCAGACAACGAUUCGGCCUUUGGCGAUGAACCUUUCUUUUGGAAUACCGAUCCCAUGUUCUCUUCUUUAGCCGCGCCGCUCGCUGGCUCAAAGCGCAGUCUCGAAAACGAUGACGCCAAAAUCCAAUCGGGCCUAACGCACCAGAAGGAGCCCAAAGCUGGACACUUUAUUGACGAAUGUUGCACUCACUGUCCGGAGCCGUGCGACGAGGCUUGUGACCGCCCUUCCAAACGUAGGGCGUCGCCUAUUAAAGUGGGUGAGUUCCACAGCAUGACCACAGAGCCGCACGCGAGCUUCGACACGGACCACCAGUUCCCAGACGACUGUUUUGAGAAAUUCUGUCAAGAGUGCAACAUAGAGCCCUCGUGUCCCCCAGAGUGUGCAGUACCGUGCCCUGGUGAGUCGAGUUGCUCGCCUGAGGAUGCCUGCUUCGACCCCUCCUGCGACCAGAGGGGCGAGCAUUGCUCAGAUGGGUGUAUAGACCCAGAGUGCACCAAGCUAUCUUGCCCACACGAGCCGUGUUUCUGCCAGAAAUGCGACGCUCAGCCCUGUCCACUGGGUGACCUUCAUAACGAAUGUCAUUCUGCUCAUUCAGCCCCUACCCAGACCGGUACCAUAUACUGCUACGACGACUCACCCUGUCACUUUCAGGAAGGUUAUCAUGAAACUAACAACGGGCUCUCGUCGUUCGAGACUUAUCCAUGCUUCUCCCAAACUCAUCCAUACAUGGGCGGAAACAAUAACACAGGUCACGCAUCGAGUGUUCCCACGCCUCUACUCUCGCCGAGCAAUUACACAUCACUGGAGAGUGCUUUCACCAGUGAACCGUCGCCAGCUCCAGGACAAACCAACUUUUCCAACUGUUAUCUCAAUGUGUCUUCGGACCACUGCCACAUUGACAACGCGUGUUGUCAUGGGACGAAGCGAGCGUGUGGAGACCACCCUUCUGCCCCUCAACUCCAUCUCGAUAUGUGGAACUCGUCCAUAGCGCAGGGUAACGGGUUGGCACACAACUUCAUGGGGUUUGGAAUCAAUACAAGUCAUCCCACUUCACCCGUGUCAUCAGUCCAUCCGUCAAUGGGCUCGAGUCUGUUCAACAACUCUCUAGAUCAAUCAAUACUAGGAUUCCACAACCAGUCUUGGACGCUUCCCGACUCUUCGUUCUCGAACUCGUUCCACUUCAACGCACCUGGAAUGAACAAGCUAGACUUCCUGGCGACUGCUCUCCAACAGGAAUUCAUGAAUCCUACCUCCUCUCUCGCCAACACUCCAUCUGUAGACCCGGGUUCCGUUUCCGGUACCGUAUCAUUCGCAGGAACAUCAUCAGAUUCACAGAACUGCACAUGCAGAUGGCAGCAUGCCCCAGGUAUCCUCUGUCUCGCCGCCUUUGACUCGGCUGAAGCUUUACACAAACAUAUGAAGGCCGCACACGUCGACAACUGCACGCGCUGCUUCUGCCAAUGGGAAGCUUGCGAAGCCUCCUCCAAAGACUUCAAACAGCGCUCCAAAUUAUCACGUCAUUUACUCGGUCAUGCUGGCUACCGUCCCUACGCAUGUAGCUACGAAGGCUGCGACAAGACAUUCGCGACGAAUCAAGCAAAAGAUAACCACGAGCGGACACACACCGGCGAGCGACCGUACGUAUGCGAUCGCUGCGGUUACACAACCACCACGCACACUCAACUACAAACACACAUCAGCGCGCUGCACGAGGGAAAGAAGCCACACAAGUGCCGCUUCUGCGACUUCACAUGCGCCGACUCGAGCAACCUCAGCAAGCACGAGCGGACUCACCAGACUCUUCGCCCCUACCGCUGUCCCCACCCAAACUGCACUUUCAAGCCCGACUGUCGCUGGGAGAAUCUCAAGCGCCACCUGCGCCGCUCGGGGCACUGCCCACAGCUUCUGUUCGACGAUAGCGAGGAAUACAGGGUGUACAGGGAGAGCGUAAGGCAUGAGAUUGAUGACUGGCAUAGGCGGAAUGAAGAUAGUGGCACGGGGAAGUUGGGUCGACGCAAAGGCAGAGGGUGAGUGAUCGGUCGGUUCUCUACUACCGUUGCAUUGCUGGAGUCGGUUGGGUGGAGAGGCGGCAUUUAUUGGAGGUUUCGUUGCAUGGGCUGAGAUGGAGGUGAUGCUCGAUGAAGAAUUGUGAUAUGAGCAUGGUGCCUACUUCCCUUUGGUACAACCAUAGGCAGCAAGAAUACGAGCGCAGAGGCGACGUAC
This is a messenger RNA of Dothidotthia symphoricarpi CBS 119687, 2310 nucleotides long. RefSeq lists its product as uncharacterized. Bases 76 to 2118 code for a protein of 680 amino acids. The record is from RefSeq and is a predicted model, not a curated record. Gene Ontology annotation, biological process: regulation of transcription by RNA polymerase II. Gene Ontology annotation, cellular component: nucleus. The transcript has 2 exons. Lineage: Eukaryota; Fungi; Ascomycota; Dothideomycetes; Pleosporales; Dothidotthiaceae.